AUGGGACCACUGCAGCCCCUCCGUCUUUUCCUUUCUCUUCCUACUUUCCCAGAGAAACCGACAAAGUUGGGUGCUAGCUCUUCUCUCCUUCUGCAGAACAUGGAAGGUGUUCUACUGAUCUUGGCACUGACAGAAGAGCUGGUGUUUUCUGUUCAGGUACUGUCUCCCACUGUCUCCUCCUCUCAGGGCUUCCCAAUGGACACUACCACUAUCACAGCCAUGGGAACAACACCUCGCCACAAAGACCGCCACAUGGCAGAGCCCCUUCCCACGUCUGCUCACGCCGUUCCCCGUCCCGUCAGCCUGGCGGAGCAAGACCCGUCCAUGGGGCAAAAGCAAGCGAGCAGCCCUCACGUCGGUGAAAAGGAAAUGUAUCAUUUAUACAACCAGAGUGCUUUGUACUCGGGACAGACUCGCCCCAAGGGGAAAAUAUUCCAGGUUUUCAAAGGCAACUUCACAGAGUCCUCAGAGCCUUACCUAAAGACCACCCUGCACUCUCCCUUCCCUACCCUGAGGAGCUCUUUCACAGACCACCCAUUUCAGUCCCAGACCGCAGCGUCCAGCAAUCCGAAUGGCACGGGGCUGGCAAGAACUACACACUCAGAGCCUUCUCCCCACCGCAACGCCUCGGGAAGCCUUAGGGAAGCAGAGCAAGGGGAUAGGGCCAAGCUGGUGGUGCAGGAGGCAGAUUUUGCCACCACAACUGCUGGACCAUCAACUGAUCCUGAAGCAGUGUCGGUGCCUUUUAAACCCACCCGCUACGGCGUAUGGGAUAUGCUGAGCAAAAACAACUCUUGGGUAACCUUGAAUCUCAGUACAAAUGUCCCUCUGUUUGCUGGCCCUGGAUCUGCAACAGCAGCCUCGGGUCACUCGGUUCAGACCAGUUUUGACGUCAGCGUCUCCUCCCCAGCAGCGGGAGACCCCAAGGGACCUGCUCCAACACAGCAUGGCACGGUGACUAACGCCACCUUGCUGGGCAGCGCUCUCUCCGCAGCGCCUGCCACGAGGUUGUCCAGCUCCAUUUCCACAGCUGGCUCUACCGCCACCGGGAACUUCCUAAACAGACUGGUUCCUGCCGGGACCUGGAAACCCGGGGUGCAAGGAAACAUCUCCCAUGUCACCGAGGGCGACAAACCCCAGCACAGAGCAACCAUCUGUCUCAGCAAGAUGGACAUUGCCUGGAUCAUUCUGGCUAUCAGCGUACCUAUAUCCUCCUGUUGUAAGUUAAUUGCCGCUUUAUUUUGCUUUCUCUUCCCUUAA
Molecule: messenger RNA, 1260 nt
Organism: Egretta garzetta (little egret)
Lineage: Eukaryota; Metazoa; Chordata; Aves; Pelecaniformes; Ardeidae
Gene: TMEM108
Product: transmembrane protein 108
Exons: 2
Coding region: 1-1260 (419 amino acids)
Biological process (GO): postsynaptic density organization; dendrite extension; retrograde axonal transport
Cellular component (GO): axon; endosome membrane; early endosome
Source: RefSeq, a predicted model, not a curated record